AACUCUAUGAGAGAUUAAGGCAGGGACACGGGGUACUCAUUCACCAGUAAAGAACGCACGCGGCAAAGUCAGUUCGAAAGGAUGUGCGUGCUUCCGCGCGGCCAGAUGUCAUCUACUGCAGCGUGAGAGAGAAGAAGAGCCAGGGGACACUGAGGAAUAGAAGACCCCGGACACAGAAUAUCAGCAGAACAGUUAAAGACCGCAGAAGUAAAGGACUGUGGACACCCGCGAGUCAAGACUGAAAAGAUACCUGAAAGAGACCGCAGCUCUCUCUCCCCAUCUUUUGAUCUCUUCUCUUUAUUUCUCUCUCAGUCCCGCUCCCUCUCUAAUGGGAGUAACUUAGAACACGCUGUUCCAUCUCACGCCCCCGCCCCCCUCCCUGUGUUUCUGUGGUGAUGGAAGCGCCCAGCAGAAAGUGAUGUCGUGGAAGAGGAACUACUUUGCGUCGGGCGGUGGCAGCGGGAGUCCCGGUGGAGGGCUACAGGGCCUGAUCACGACUCCGCGGACUAUGGCUUCCUUCGCCCCGAGUAAAGGCCUGAGCAAUGAACCUGGACAGAACAGCUGCUUUUUAAACAGUGCCCUGCAGGUUCUGUGGCAUCUGGAUAUCUUCCGUAGAAGUUUCCGCCAGCUGACCACUCACAAGUGUAUGGAAGACUCCUGCAUCUUCUGUGCCCUCAAGAGUAUCUUUGCCCAGUUCCAGUUCAGCAGUGAGCGUGUGUUACCGUCGGACGUGUUGCGGAGUGCGCUGGCCAAGACCUUCCAGGACGAACAGCGUUUCCAGCUGGGGAUCAUGGACGACGCAGCAGAAUGCUUCGAGAACCUACUGAUGCGUAUCCAUUUCCACAUCAGCGCCGAGACCAGAGAGGACAUCUGUACAGCUAAACACUGUAUACCACACCAGAAGUUUGCCAUGACGCUGUUCGAACAGUGUGUGUGUAAUAGUUGUGGAGCCACGUCGGACCCCCUCCCCUUCAUUCAGAUGGUUCACUACAUCUCUACCACGUCCCUCUGUAACCAGGCGGUGAGGAUGUUAGAGUGCAGAGAGAAGCCCACCCCCGACAUGUUUGGAGAGCUGCUCCGUAACGCCAGCAACAUGGGAGACCUACGCAACUGCCCAAGUAACUGUGGGGAGGUGUUGCGUAUCCGCCGCGUGUUGCUGAACUCUCCAGAGAUAGUGUCCAUCGGCCUGGUCUGGGACUCAGACCACUCUGACCUGGCUGAGGACGUCAUUCACAGCCUGGGCACCUGUCUACGCCUGGGGGAUUUAUUCUACCGUGUGACAGAGGAGCGGGCUCGUCAGGCUGAGCUGUACCUGGUUGGUAUGGUGUGUUACUAUGGUAAACACUACUCCACAUUCUUCUUCCAGACUAAGAUACGCAAGUGGAUGUACUUCGACGACGCUCAUGUCAAAGAGAUCGGUCCUAAGUGGAAGGACGUGGUGGCACGCUGUAUAAAGGGUCACUACCAGCCUCUAUUGCUGCUCUAUGCUGACCCCCGGGGGACGCCGGUGGUAUCGCAGGACAGCCCCUCCUUCUCUAACCCCCAGCUGGACCUGCUGCACUGCAGCAAGGCUGGCUAUGACAGCGAGGACUCUGGGCGGGAGCCCUCCAUAUCCAGUGAUACCCGUACAGAUUCCUCUGACAGCUCCAGCCACCGAGCAUCUCGAAAUCGCCCUCUCCACCAGUCAACAGGCAGCCACCUGUCCAACGAAUCGCAGACCACAGUGGUCGGUAAACAUGACAACGGGACGCCCCUACACAGCGCAGACGCAACAGGGGGAUCUGUGCUGGGUUCUGAGGCAGGGGCCUUGGGGCCUCCCUGGGAGGAUGAGAGCACUAGCAGCGAGUCCAAGUCUAGUUCUUCUGGUGGUCGGUGUUACCGGCCAGCCUGGAGGCCACGGAGGGAGGCCCUGAACAUCGAUAGCAUCUUCACCCGCCAGAGAGGCUCUCCGCUGGGCUACAGCACCCUGCCCGGGCCCCGUCUACCUCCAAAGUUCCAUCAACACUGUCCAACUAACACGCCUGAUCUGCAGGGGGCAGGAGAGGUGGCCUGGGGUGUAGCGGGCUUGGGGGGACACACUGGCGGGGUGGCUGGUGUGGCAGGGAUGCCUGGGUUGCUAGGCAAUGGUACGGGCUGCCCCCCUCCUCCUCCUCCCCCGUUGAGAGGGGUGGAGCUUCAGCCCUGUCUGAUACAGAGGAUGGAGAGUGGUUACGAGAGCAGCGAGAGGAACAGCAGCAGCCCUGACAGAGAGGUAGGUCAGAAGCGUGUGUUGAUGUCUGGUCCGUCGUGGCGCUCAGUGCCCAAGUCCAAGAGCACCAGUGCCAUCCUGCAGGAGCUGCCAGCACCUAGCUGGGGCAGCAACAGCAACCUGGGCGCUGGCCGUAGCGAGCUGGAUGAGCUUCAGGAGGAGGUGGUGAGGAGAGCGAGGCAGCAGGAGCAGCAGAGGAGGAAAGAGGCAGAGAGAGAAGCUGCUGUGGGAUUCAACCCCAGACCCUCCAAAUACAUGGACUUAGACCAGCUGCAACACCAGGCUGUGCUCAGCCCCUUGCAUGAGGCUAAUGCUCAUAGUGGAUUGGCUGUAGCUGCGUGCAUGAGGAGCCCUUGGGAACCAAUCACACAGGAUCAGGAUAUGGAGCAGGAGACAAGAAGCGCCCGUCCACAGGGGCAUCGCAGUGAACAGCCUGGCCCGCUCCAAGUACUGCUGACGCCCAAUCAGGAGGGGGAAGAGGUCCGGCCAGCCUACCAGGAUGCAGCCCUGGGCCCUGGCCAGCCCCUUCUCUCCUACAGACCCUCCCCCAACCUCACCCUUCUCCACUCAUCCCUCCAACCCCCUCCCACCAACAACACCGCAGCACAGGUUGAGGAGGGGAGAGAACGGGUCAGGAGGGAGGAGGAUGUGGGGAUGAGUGAGGUCGGGGGACAGGGACUGAGGAAAGUUGAGGAGGAGGAGCGGUUGAGGAGGGGUGAGGAAAGGCAGGGGGUGAGGCUGGAGGAGUUGUUACAGGUCGGGGGUGUGUGUGUGAGACCUCUAGGCAGACACCUGGCCAUCUCUCUUCCCUCUUUACCUCUCAGACUCUGGGAUAUAUCAGACACACACACUACCCCCUCACACACACAUUCACCCUCUGACCCCCAACACACACGACCCCCACAUUCAAACACGGACUCCCCACACAUGUAUACAGACCCUGAGCCCACACACAAACAGUCUGACCCUCCGCCCACCCCCCCCUCAUCCCGCAGUCAGCCCCACCCCUCCCCGCCCACCGCGUCUUCUGAUUGGCCCAAUCAAGUUUCCACCUUCAACACCAUCACAAGUCAUUGGUCCUCCUGGAGCUUGGACCGCCCAGAUGCCGUGGUUACGCCAUAUGACACACCUCCAGAUCGCUGCCUCCCCAUUAAGGCACACCUCUCCCACAGAAAAUACAACUCCCAGCCUGCCCCUGCACAGCAUGAACCCUGUGACCCUGAGGAGGCAGAGUUAUCAGAGCUGGACUUCCUGUACCGGGCCAGUCUCCAGGCAGGAAGUAGAGGUGGCAGCCCGGCCGGGAGCCUGCAGUGUGGGGUAAGAGGGCCAGCCCGCUCCUUCACUCCCAACACGGAGGGGAGUGUGUACCAGACUGACAGCAGCAGCACAAUGGUCCGCAGUCUGAGCGGCACAGUCAUCAACCCGCGUCGCCACCGUCUCACCGCAGCACGCAGCUUUGAGAUGCCCAAUGGCGCGGGGAGUUUCUGGUGUCUGACGGGGGUGAAGCUGACUUCAGACCACUUAAGACAGUGGUCUUCAAACCACUGAUGUGCCUCCAUAUGCAUCUACGCUACAGGCACCUCCCAGGGCAGCUCGCUCGGGUCCUUACCCUCCACCGCUACAAGCACAUCCCACAUUGGACCUCUAGGGUCCUUACGUACCCUCCACACCACUACGGGGACCUCCCAGGGCAGCCUUCUAGGGUCCAAACCCUCCACAGUUCUACAGGCACCUCCCAGGGCAGCUCUAUGGGGUCCUUACCCUCCACACAGCUAGAGGGACCUCCCAGGGCAGCUCUUUGGAGUCCUAAUACUCCACACCACUAAAGGAACCUCCCAGGACAGCUAUUUGCAGGUCCUUACCCUCGACACCGCUAAAGGCAUUUCCCAGAGCAGACAUCCGGGGUCCUAACUCUCCACACCGCUACAGGCAUCUUCCAAAGCAGCCAUGCACCUCACCCAACGCCACGAUAGGGGGUUGGUCUAGGACCCCCCCAACCCCAAACAUACACCUCUCCCCACGUCCAUCCCUCAGUGGUCUACUAACCUCCCUCUACCCCCAUCUCGCACCCUCCGCCCUUCUUCAACUAUUCAGUCUAUGCAGUCAUUCUUAGUCCCCCUCAGCAGGAAUUACUCUGAAACCCAAAACAACAAACUCACCUAAUUACACUUCUAGCUAGCUAGCUUGCGACCUGCUAGCCUGUUAGCCUCCUAAUAUAGUCCGACUCUGAACAUUAUCCUGCUGGCCUUCCCCUCUUUGGGCCUAUAAAGGAGGGAGUAGAUUAGCUAGCUAGGUUUAGCCUAUGAUCUCCCUGCUUUAUCUGCCCCAAUCAGAGGGGCUCUGGAACCUUGAGGUGACUGAAAGAUCCACAGGGGGAGGAGGGGGUUACCGAUAAGCCACGGCUUCUUCCUUUUUCUUUAUGGGCAUUUCCUGUCUGAUGACAGCACAGCACACCUGGAUAUGUUGUUUCCAAGGGAACCCCAGGACCAGUGCGUAUGUGCCUACAUAGCUACGUAUAGACUGAACUCUAAUAAUAACUAAAGUCAUGUACAGAAAAACGAUAUAUGAAACCUGUAUGUUAUUAAGACCUUAUGGAAUGUUCAUACUAAUAAUGAUAAUAAUGAAGAUAUUGAUAACUUUAGUGGUGACUCCUGGUCCUCCUGGUCCUGGAUUGAGUGACCUUCACAAGUGUCCAGCUGGAGGUCACCUGACUGACCGUUGUAACGGCUAACGCUGCUCUCCCAUUUCUAUCGGGAGAAACUACCUUCCUUUUUCCUUUUUUAAAAUUUUAUUUUAUUUUUUUUACAGAUAACGGUAGCUAAACGGAAACAAACUUUUGCACACCUGAUGUAACGUGAGAGAGAGCGAGAGCUUUGACCGAGCGAGGGUAAGGGAACUAAAUUGGGAAUUUGGGAAGUGUGUUUGCUGAAGGGUACAUAGGAAAGUGUACCGGCUGAACGGUACUUGCUGAAGUGUACUCGAUGAAGGGUAAAUGUAAUCUAAUUUAUUUGAGGCCUCAGGUUAACAUGAUUGGUUCUUAGUUAGUGAGAUUCUCUAUCUUCUUCUGGACCUUUCCGUUCAGCUCUGAUCCUGAUGUUACUCAGAUAUGAAUGGUGAAACACUAUAUUAUAAAUAUACUUCAUAUGUGUACUGUAGGUAUUGUCUCUCAUGCUCCAGUUAUAACAGGGUUCUCUGACUUACCCCUAACUGAAUAACACUGACAUGUCUUGAAAAUGUUAUGAUAUGAUUUAACCUGCUGAACAUGUUAUGACAUAUGUACAUAUAAUAUGUAUGUAUAUACAUAAUAAGUACAUACAUUUAAUACAUUAUAACUAAUCCCUAUUUGGAGACCAAUGGCCAGUGCAGAACGAGAUCUAGACAGAACUGAUAAAUGAUUGUUGUAUCUAAACCAAAGGUUGGCACUUAGACAAAGACACAGCUCUCUGUCUGUCUUUUAACAUUGUGAUUUAAAAAAAAAAAAAUGUAUUUAUUAAUUUGAUUAUUUUGUUGCUGUUUGUGUUGUGGAUGUUGGAGAAUGUAGCCAACUGUAGCGCAUGAGUCUGCUAUGCAAAUCAACCUUCCCUCCUGACCCUUGACCUCUGACCUGACAGAUAGGAAGCAGGAAGUGGACACGCCCACGAACGGAUGCUUUAUUUACGAAUAUAAGUCAAGAAGAUACGUGAUUAAAUGCUGCUGUUGAACACUGUACUAAGUCAUAGGCUCGAUUCCAAAUGGCACCCGUCUCCCUAUAUACUACACACUACUUUUGGCCAGAGCCCUACAUAGGGAAUAGGGUGUGAUUUCCGAUUCGCACCAUAUACAUACAUAGUACUGAAGUGGUUCACUAUGUAGUAAGAAGGGAUAAUGUAUACCAAGGGUAUUCAACUCUGACCCUACGAGGUCCGGAGCCUGCUGUUUUUCUGUUCUACCUGAUAAUGAAUUGCACACACCUGGUGUCCCAGGUCUAAAGCAGUCCCUGAUUACAGGGGAACAAUGAAAAGAUGCAGUGGAACUGGCUUCGUGGUACAGAGUUGAGUUCGAGGGCUGUAUACUAUGCUAGGAACAGUCAAUGGAAAUUCAAUGCAAAGAGAGAGUGGAAGAAAGAGUAAUGGCGAAUGAAAGAAAGUACAUAGAGAGGAGAUAAAAUGAUGUUCUGUUUGUGUGUGAAAUAGAGAUGAUGUGAGGAUGAAAGAGGGCUAGGAGUCGUUUUUAGAGAGCGAGUUGUAUGUGUUUGUGUGUGUGUAGGGUGUUUGUGUGUGUUGGUACUGGGUAUCAUUGCUUGGCGAACGAGGGAAAGAGGGAUCCUGUAUUUUUGCAAUAAAGUUAUUACCACUGCUCUCUUAAUGGGGCGUAACCACUCA
This is a messenger RNA of Oncorhynchus mykiss (rainbow trout), 6609 nucleotides long. NCBI's taxonomy places the organism in Eukaryota, Metazoa, Chordata, Actinopteri, Salmoniformes, Salmonidae. The record is from RefSeq and is a predicted model, not a curated record.